Messenger RNA from Neurospora tetraspora, 1656 nucleotides. RefSeq lists its product as uncharacterized. The coding region runs from base 131 to 1171 and encodes 346 amino acids. The transcript is spliced from 2 exons. The record is from RefSeq and is a predicted model, not a curated record. NCBI's taxonomy places the organism in Eukaryota, Fungi, Ascomycota, Sordariomycetes, Sordariales, Sordariaceae.
GAGCAGCGAGUUCUGCCCCAUAUUCAGCAACAGACCUUUCGACAUAACUUCCUUUCUUGGGACACAACGCCAGGCGCGAACAUCGUACCACAUUAAAUAAGACACAACCGAGACACGACCUCAAGACGGCAUGUCUCCCACCGUGACUGUGAUGACGGCACCCGUCACAUUUGCCCCUACUUCGGAAACCAUGGAUCGCCGUGACUACGGUAUUACCAAGACCAAGAAGACAACAUCUACUGGUGGUGGACGGGCAUGGAGCGAGGAGGAGGAAGCGUAUCUCAUCCAAACUCGCAUGCAAAAGAUGCCCUACAAGCACAUCGCUGCCCACUUGAAGAAGACCGAGCUUGCCUGCCGCUUGCACUUCCAUCAGCUCAGCCAUGGCAGCAACCGCCGGAAGCGCACAACAUCACUCUCGUCUCAUGGCUCUAACCGGUCACCUCCCAUGCGUGGUGCGGUUCCAUCACCGGCCCGCGAGCUUGAUGCUGCCCCCAGCCGCUCGGUAUCGCCUGCAGGAUCAACAUACUCCUACAGUUCCACCAGCCCGAAUGCCAUUCAGCUUCCCAGCAUCAUGUCCGCGACUAGCUCAGCCACCACAUCACCUCGUCUGCCAGCUAUUCUACCCAAGCCAGCCGCAAUGAGCCUGGGCUUGCCCGCGAUCUCUGGUUCUGCUAGCAGGUCUACAUCUCCCGCACCAUCACACACUUAUACGUCAUCCCUACAUCCUCACAGUGCCACCUCUGGGUACCGUUCCACACCGACCAGUUCUCAUGGAUCGCUUCGUCUGGAUUGCUCUGCCUUGCCACCGCCGCCUACUUUGGCAGCUACCCCGGUGCCCUUUUCUUCCAGCCAGCCGGUCGAUAUGAGCCGACUCUCUGCAGUCUACAACGCACACCGGGCAUCCUUCUGGGCCUCAGUAGCUGCUGACUAUGGCAACGGAGUCAGCCCCACGGUAUUGGAGCAGGCGUGGCGUGGAGGAAACACGCAGACACCCAUCACUCCUGUUGGAAGUCCCAAUGACCAAGUCUAUGCACUCCCUCAAAUCAAGCCUGACAAGACUAGGAUAAGUGCCAUUCUAGGCAUCGAUGCUAACCCCAGGAGUCCGAGGGAGCGGGAGAUGGUGAGGAGGUUGGAGGAGGAGAGGUGUUCUCUUGGCAUGGUUGGCGCAUGAUAUCUCAUGUAGAUAAUCUUUCUUGGGCUUCUGCCCCGGACAAGAUAUCGAACUCUUCUUUCCUGGUCUUGUAAAAAUGAUGUUCUCUUUUCUGGUUUCAGUGGUUAUGAUUAGGAUGUAUGGUGGGCCUUUGUUCUUUUCUCUACUGUCGUUUCUUUUCACAGCAUCUUGCCGAUGAAGACGGGUGGUUGGAUCUGUACGAACGGGAUACGAUGUAAGGGAGUUUGGGUUAUAGCACCUAAGGGACGGGUAUGAAGGAUGACACUUGAAGAUGUUAUGGCACUUGUACGAAAGGAAACUCAUAUGACUGCUCAAUCCAGCUUUUCACGCUGAGGGCACAGUUUACGAUGGGCAUAUAUCAGGUAUGGAUGGGAUAUGGGUUGGCGUAUGUUGGCAAAGCUGGGAAGGCGGAAAGGCGGUUGUGCAUACUGCGUAGCAAAACGAAAGCAAAAGCGAAGACAUUUUCAUCACCAACACCCGUUUCA